Messenger RNA from Solea senegalensis (Senegalese sole), 2188 nucleotides. It is a transcript of the gene ssr1, whose product is annotated as signal sequence receptor, alpha. The record is from RefSeq and is a predicted model, not a curated record. The coding region runs from base 94 to 990 and encodes 298 amino acids. Lineage: Eukaryota; Metazoa; Chordata; Actinopteri; Pleuronectiformes; Soleidae. The transcript has 10 exons. Gene Ontology annotation, cellular component: endoplasmic reticulum membrane; endoplasmic reticulum.
AGUGAAAAGCUCGGCGACUGACACAGACACACACACUCACACACAGAGAGCCUGACAGUCUGACACACACACGUACUGAUUCCCGCUGCAAACAUGAUGAAGUUUGUGCCCAAACUGCUGCUGCUGGUGUUGUUAGCUUUCCCGGCAACUCUGCUAAUCAAAGGGCCAGCGGUGAGCGCUCAGGAUCUGACGGAGGACGAGGAGGCCGAGGCCGUGGAUGAAGACGUUGUGGACGACGCUGCAGCUGAGGACGAGGAUGAUGAGGCGGAAGUGGAAGACGACGAGAACACGGAAUUAACGGAAGAAAAGGAGGAUGAGGAGGAAGAAGCUCUGGUCGGAGAGAUGAAGGCUUCCCCUAACGCUGAUACCACUAUCCUGUUUGUCAAAGGAGACGACUUUCCCGCCAACAACAUCGUCAAGUUCCUGCUCGGCUUCACCAAUAAGGGAGCAGAGAACUUUGUCGUGGAGUCUCUGGAUGCUUCUUUCCGUUACCCACAGGAUUAUCAGUUCUACAUCCAGAACUUCACGGCUCUCCAGCUGAGCACCGAGGUUCCUCCCAGCAAACAGGCCACCUUCGAGUACUCCUUCAUCCCCGCGGAGCAGAUGGGAGGACGGCCGUUCGGACUCGUCAUCAACCUUAACUACAAGGACACCAGUGGAAACAUUUUCCAGGAUGCAGUGUUUAACCAGACAGUCACUAUCACUGAGAGAGAAGACGGACUCGAUGGAGAGACAAUCUUCAUGUACGUCUUCCUGUCAGGCCUCGGGCUGCUUGUCGUCGUCGGCCUUCACCAGCUGCUCGAGUCCAGAAAGAGGAGGCGUCCAGCUCCAAAGGUGGAAAUGGGAACAUCGAGCCACAACGACGUGGACCUGAGCUGGAUACCGCAGGAAACGCUCAACCAGAUCAUGCAGAGUCGCCGAGACAAAGCUUCUCCCAGACGAUCUCCACGCAAAAGGAACCAGAAACGCUCGGCCGGCUCAGACGAGUGACCGCUGUCCGUCACCAUGGCAACGAUUUCACUGUCCCGUCUGUGGAAAGAAGCGGAGGAGGAGGAGGAGGAGGAGGAGGAUGAGGAGGAGUAGCGGCAGUGGCGAGCGUUAAAUCGAGCCCACGCUCCCCUCUACUGAGAAACUCUGAGCAGUGCCAAGCACAGCAACACACACACUCACACUCUGUGCCCCUUUUAGUGUAAUUUCUGUUUGUGAAGCUGAGGGAGAGAAGAAAAAUCUCCCUGUCCCAGGUUUGUUUGUUUGUCAUCACCGUGAGACAAAGGUUUUUUUUCUUCUUUUUUUUAUCGACUCGCAAGUCGUCGUCAUUUUAUAAGCAAAUAAGUUGGCGUCUACAACCACAGAUCAACAGAUUUUUGGGAUGAAUUGACCUGGAGUCGUUGCAGAAAUGUAGCUCAACUGACGGUUUAAAGCGUUGCGACGUAAACUGCCGCUGUCAUCAAUGUUUUUCUCAGUUCGCUGGAAUCACAAAAGUUAAAUCCAUGUUUGUCUUUGUCAUUCAAGAUGAAAAUUUGACGUCUACAACUGAGUACAACACUCAGUUGUAGUGUUUUGGGAGAUUAAUUGAAUGAAUGUCGUGACUGCUGUUGUCGUCAUGCAGUCGAACCACAGAAAUUAAAUCUACGUUCAUCUUUGUCAUUUUUUUUACAGAAACUUCAACAUCUUCAACCACAGAGUAUCAGAUUUUUGCUGUACUUUCUCGGACCGUUUGCGACAUCUUGUUUGCGUACGAAGUUCACAUGGAUUAAAAAACACGAUCAAGAACAAACUAUUUCCCGCAGAUUUUUCUUUUUUAGGCUCCUCCUCCAGCAGCUUUUUUUAAAACCAGAUUUUUUUUUUCGUCCGGACGGUAAAAAUGUCGGACGUGUCUGAAGCACUGGUGUAAAUAGUGCCCGAUAGAAUGUGUGAGAGAUAAAUGACUCAGCUAAUUUAUUUGUGUGACAGGAGGGGGCGGGGUUUGCUGUUCACUGUAUACCUUUUUGUUUUUUUGUACCACUAGGGGGCGGCGGGGGGAGGGGGUGAGGCGAGUGACAGGCUGUGCAGGACUGUUGUUUUCUCACAGACGUUUAUUUUUGUUUCUUCUUUUCUAAGACGACGGGGGCCGACACUUAUUCAUACAAGCUUUUACGUUCAUUUGCUUUUAAAUGUGCAGGAGAAUAAACUUGGAUGAUUUGCUGUA